Molecule: messenger RNA, 669 nt
Organism: Micropterus dolomieu (smallmouth bass)
Lineage: Eukaryota; Metazoa; Chordata; Actinopteri; Centrarchiformes; Centrarchidae
Product: ladderlectin-like
Exons: 7
Coding region: 160-669 (169 amino acids)
Molecular function (GO): signaling receptor activity
Source: RefSeq, a predicted model, not a curated record
GUUUGUCCUCAGUUCCUAGGAAGAUCCGUCAUCAACUGUAUAUAAGAGCUGGUGUUUCUCUGGUUCAGGACGACUGAAGCUACAGACGCUGAGAAGGAAGAAGAGAAGAUCGUUCUGCAGCAGGUAAUCAUCAUCUUCAACAUCUGCAUCAUCUCCACCAUGAAGACGCUGACUCUGUCUGCACUUCUUUGUGCCAUGAUGGCUCUGACCAGAGCUGCUGCUCUUCCAGACGCAGAGGCUGGAAACUGGACCGACUCAUUCACUCCAGGUCAGUGGAGGUCCACAUCUUGCCCCGGGGGUUGGACUGCUUUCAAUGAUCGCUGUUUUCUCUACGUUCCACGAUCCAUGAGUUGGGCUGUGGCUGAGAGAAACUGUAUGUCCAUGGCAUCUGUACACAACAUCCAGGAGUACCAUCAGAUUCAGACAUUGAUAUUGAGCGCCACUCAUUAUCAAGGAUUAACAUGGAUUGGGGGAUCUGAUGGACAACAGGAGUAUUAUUGGUUCUGGAGUGAUGGAACGUCUUUCGGCUUUUCUCACUGGUGUCCUGGAGAGCCUAAUAACUAUUUAGGUCAUCAGAACUGUGCAGUUGUUAAUCAUUCAGAUCGGAAAUGCUGGGACAACCUUUGGUGUGAUUGGCAGCUGCCAUCUGUCUGUGUCAGAAACGGCUGA